Paramisgurnus dabryanus is the source of this 3078-nucleotide messenger RNA. It is a transcript of the gene zdhhc8a, whose product is annotated as zDHHC palmitoyltransferase 8a. The record is from RefSeq and is a predicted model, not a curated record. Gene Ontology annotation, molecular function: palmitoyltransferase activity. NCBI's taxonomy places the organism in Eukaryota, Metazoa, Chordata, Actinopteri, Cypriniformes, Cobitidae. Gene Ontology annotation, biological process: protein palmitoylation.
CAGAAUGUCUCUUUCUUUCUGUAAUAUGAUUUUAUGUAGUUUUUGUAGUAAAUAUAUGGUUUUACAAAUGAUAAUCAAUACGCCAAUGAUAAUGCAUGCCUAUAAAAAAUAUAUUCAAACUGUGGUUACUUUUCCUGAGAAAUAUGAAUCACAUGGCAGUACUGUUAACCACCACCAGAUGGCGCCAGUACACCAUUCAUAACAACAAGCUGUCAUAAAAAACCGAUAUUAAAAUUUGCUUACUUACAAUUGCUGACUAUGUAAAUUGUAAAUGUAUAUCUGCUCAUAAAAACAACCAUAAGGCUUAGAUAUACACAUCAUUUAUGUCAAGUUAAUAAUUUCAUCAAACUUUAUUGAAAUAUUGUAAUUGGAGUUUUGAUGCGCUGACUAAACCACGCCCACUGAGACCCCGCCCACGUAUAAAGUGAUGGAGAGUUCGAGCUCGAUUGUUUUAUUUGACUACUAGUGGUGACGAUGAAGAAGAAGAUGAAGACUGUGGUCUGUCUGACAACAAAAGUGUGAUUGAUUGAUUGAUUGACAGAUGAUCCAGGAUGCGCUGGAGCGCGUACGCGCCUGUGACCGCUGCUGUGCUGCUGCUCGUGACUUCAUCAACUCUGUUCUUCGUUUUUACGUGUCCCUGGCUCGCUCAGCACGUGUCUCUUACUCUUCCGUCAUGUGUUGGAGUCCUCUUCCUCUUUGUCAUGGCAAACUUCAUACGGGCAGCGUUUAUGGAUGCCGGUGUGUUCCCGAGGGCUGAUGAAGAUGAAGAUAAAGACGAUGAUUUCUGUGCACCGCUCUAUAAGAAUGUGGAGGUGAGAGGAGUUCAGGUGCGCAUGAAGUGGUGUCCCACCUGUCACUUCUACAGACCACCGAGAUGUUCACACUGCAGUGUUUGUGAUCACUGUGUGGAGGACUUUGAUCAUCACUGUCCAUGGGUGAACAACUGCAUCGGCAGACGAAACUAUCGCUUCUUUCUGCUCUUUCUUCUCUCUCUGAGUCUUCACAUGGUGGCUGUUUUUUCUGGUGGUCUCCUUUAUGUCCUGGAUCAUCUGGAGAACCUGUGGCAGCUACACGCUGCUGUAACACUGUCAGUGGUGAGCGUGUCGGGUUUGUUCUUCAUUCCUGUCGCGGGUCUGACGUGUUUUCAUCUUGUGCUGGUGGUGAAAGGUCGCACGACCAAUGAACAGGUUACUGGGAAGUUUCACGGUGGAGUCAAUCCGUUUACACGCGGCUGCUUCGGCAAUGUGAAGUUUGUUCUUUUCAGCCCAAUUACACCGACAUACGCUGGAAAACUUUGGGAUAAAUUUCCAAUUCACAUACCACCUCCAUUGUCUCAUUCUGAUUCUCAUCAGGUCGCUGUUAAGACUGAAGACAACAACAUCCAGAAACAAAUACUACCAACUGAUGAUGAUGAAGUUAUUAUUGAUCCUGAUGUCAGUCCACCUCCACUUCCACCUAAACCAGAUCCACUCGUGAUGAAGAAACACUUGGCUGCGCUUGAAGAGAGUCUGCUUCGGGUGAGGGCUAAACAUCAAACCUUUGAAUCAUCCAGCGCUGGCUUUUAUCAGAUUCCCAGAGAUGAGAUUGGGAAGAAGGAUUCGGUUUGUGAGUCCAGCGUGCUGCCGUCUGAAGAUCAGAAGAUGAUCUCUCUUCAGCGUCUGCAGUCUCCCACACUGAAUCUAAACUCAAUGAACGAACACUCGCUGAGUCUCCGUGCAGACAGAGUUCAGCUGCGCAGUCAGCAGACAGAAACUCUCAGUAAUCGGGCCGGUAGUCUCUCCUACGACAGUCUGAUCCGUCCGGCUGAAGUCACCCCGCGAAGGCUGCUUCAUGUGGGCAACCAGACGCCUUUACUUCCUCUGGAUCCAAAUCCGUCCAGGGCUCCUGAUGACAUGCGGCGAACUCCAGCACGCGCCUGCAGCCCGGUGUUUAUGAACAUUAGCCGACAUUCUCCAUCACCCGUUCACUACGAUAGCCUCCCUAAACCAGCCAUGAGCUCCAUCCAGGAGCACCGUGAGCCCGGUGACAAAUCCAAACCUUCUGUCGUUCUCGGAUCGGACGCAGGCGUCUAUGACACUCCCAGCAGACGCAGCCUGCAGUAUGAUUUUCGAGGGUCAUCUCGUGGCCCCACACCGCCGGCGUACGGUUCACGGGAGUUUCUCCUGAGCAGCGCCGCGUACGGUUACGUCAGCAGGUCUCAUCUCUCUUCAUCCGCCUCCCUCGGCCCGCGGACCUCCGGCUCACCGAUGCACUUUAAUGCAGCGCUUCAGGGUCGAUCUCUCUCCCCGUCUUUCUAUCAUUCACUGGACCGUCAAUCCCAAAUCUCUUCAUCCACAUUACCUGCAGCUCUUCAGAUCCCUCGAAACACUUUGACAUUCAACACUACCUGUGAGAGAAAAGACAUCAACCCAAACUGAGCGUUUUAAAACUUUACAAGAAUAUUUCUAGUUUUCAGUUUAAUCUAAGUCAUUUUUAUACGUUUUAAUGUAGUAAUUAUGUAGAAAUGUGAGCGUUUGCUGGUGAAACAGUAUAAGAAACUUCUUGUGGUGAUAUUCCCUUCAUUAAUUCUUAGUCUAUUUGUAUGUAGAUUUGUAUUUUUAUUUAAAGGUACAGUGUGUAAAUUUAAGCGGCAUCUAGUGGUGAGGUUGCGAAUUGCAACCAAAGGCUCAGUUCACUGCUCACCCCUCGCUUUUGAAACGCAUAGAGAAGCUACGGUAGCCGCCACUGGACAAACAUGUCAUCUUCAGAGACAACUUAGUAAAAAAGUUUGUCCAUUAAGAGCUUCUGUAGAAACAUGGCGGCCCAAAAUGGCGACAUCCAUGUAAGGGGACCCUCGUGUAUGUGUAUAAAAACGUCUCAUUCUAAACUAAUAAACACAUAACGGUUCAUUAUGAAAGAUCUUUAUACACCCCUGAUAAUAGUUUUGCAUAUAAUUUUGCAUUUUUGUCAAGAGAUCCUUCAAAAAAUUACACACUGCACCUUUAAUUAUAUUUAUGUUGCAUUAUUUGAUCUAAGAAGCUUGGUAGAAAAUCUGUUCAUUCUGUGCAUUAAUAAAAUGCAUACAUUUAUUUAUAUGAA